This is a messenger RNA of Cercopithifilaria johnstoni, 654 nucleotides long. The record is from the annotation of a GenBank genome assembly. NCBI's taxonomy places the organism in Eukaryota, Metazoa, Nematoda, Chromadorea, Rhabditida, Onchocercidae.
AUGUUUCAUAAUACAUUCCAAAGUGGAUUACUCUCUGUACUAUACAGUAUUGGAAGCAAACCGUUACAAAUAUGGGACAAAAAGGUUCGAAAUGGGCACAUAAAACGGAUCAACGAUGAAGAUAUACAGUCACUAAUAAUCGAAAUACUGGGCACAAAUGUGAGCACUACAUAUAUUUCGUGUCCAUUAGAUCCUAAGAAGACGCUGGGAAUCAAGUUGCCAUAUUUGGUGAUGAUUAUUAAAAAUAUGAAAAAAUAUUUCACAUUUGAAGUACAGAUACUCGAUGAUAAAGGCGUAAAAAGACGUUUUCGGGCAUCUAAUUUCCAGUCCAACACUCGAGUCAAACCAUUCAUUUGUACAAUGCCUAUGCGGCUGGACGAAGGGUGGAACCAGAUUCAAUUUAAUUUGGCUGAUUUUACAAAACGUGCAUAUGGCACAGCUUAUGUCGAAACCCUUCGCAUACAGAUCCAUGCGAAUUGUCGGAUUCGACGAAUUUACUUUGCGGACCGAUUGUACUCUGAAGAUGAACUUCCUGCUGAAUUCAAACUAUAUCUACCGAUUAAAAGUGGUAUCCAAGGAGCUGGCUCUUCACCAACAAGUGACGAUGACCCUACAGUUGCAACGGCAAGUGCUUUUUGCACUUUAAUAUUUUAG